Mangifera indica (mango) is the source of this 1910-nucleotide messenger RNA. RefSeq names its product cytochrome P450 84A1-like. NCBI's taxonomy places the organism in Eukaryota, Viridiplantae, Streptophyta, Magnoliopsida, Sapindales, Anacardiaceae. Bases 69 to 1598 code for a protein of 509 amino acids. Gene Ontology annotation, biological process: lignin biosynthetic process. The record is from RefSeq and is a predicted model, not a curated record. Gene Ontology annotation, molecular function: iron ion binding; heme binding; monooxygenase activity. The transcript has 2 exons.
AUCUUUCCCAAGUUAGCAACAUUUUAGAGUUGCAGAACAAGAACUACAAUUAUACAUUCAGGCAAAGCAUGGAUUCUCUUAUUCAAGCUUUGGACCCUAUAACCAUGGCGUGCUUGUUCAUGGUUCCUUUACUUUUGUUGUUAGGUUUUGUGUUUCGUCGUCGUAAAUUACCCUAUCCACCGGGACCUAGAGGCUUACCGAUAAUCGGUAACAUGCUGAUGAUGGACCAGUUGACUCACCGUGGCCUGGCGAAACUGGCUAAGCAAUUCGGUGGUUUGUUUUAUAUGCGUAUGGGGUACUUGCACAUGAUGGCUGUUUCAAAUCCUGAGAUGGCUCGCCAAGUUCUUCAAGCUCAAGACAACAUUUUCUCCAAUCGACCUGCCACCAUAGCUAUCAGUUAUCUAACUUAUGAUAGAGCUGAUAUGGCUUUUGCUCACUACGGCCCCUUUUGGAGGCAGAUGCGCAAGCUCUGUGUGAUAAAGCUUUUUAGCCGGAAAAGGGCUGAGUCAUGGGAAUCAGUGAGAGAUGAAGUUGAAACUCUUGUAAGAUCCAUAGCCCAACAAAAUGGAAAACCUGUGAACGUUGGGGAGAUGAUUUUUUCACUCACCAGCAACAUCAUUUAUCGGGCGGCUUUUGGGUUGAGUUCGCAUGAUGGCCAAGAUGAAUUUAUUCGUAUUUUGCAAGAGUUCUCCAGGUUGUUUGGUGCUUUUAACAUUGCAGAUUUCAUUCCUUCGCUGGGAUGGCUUGACCCACAAGGUCUCAAUAACAGGCUCGUCAAGGCCCGUCAAUCUCUUGACAAGUUCAUCGACAAUAUCAUGGACGACCACAUGCAGAAGAAGGCAAAAAACGAUGAAGGUGAGACCGAUAUGGUGGACGAUUUACUUGCCUUUUACAGUGAAGAAGCAAAAGUAAAUGAAUCAGAAGAUCUACAAAAUGCUAUCAAACUCACCAGAGAUAACAUCAAAGCCAUUAUCAUGGAUGUGAUGUUUGGUGGGACAGAAACGGUGGCGUCGGCAAUCGAAUGGGCCAUGACGGAGCUAAUGAAGAACCCGGAAGACCUAAAACGAGUCCAGCAAGAGCUCGCUGAUGUUGUUGGUUUAGACCGCCGAGUUGAAGAGUCAGACACUGAAAAAUUACCCUUUCUGAAAUGUGCACUUAAAGAAACUUUAAGACUUCACCCACCAAUCCCACUCCUCCUCCAUGAGACAGCCGAGGACGCGGAGGUUGCCGGUUACCGUAUUCCGGCGAGGUCACGUGUGAUGAUCAACGCUUGGGCUAUAGGUAGGGAUCCAGGUUCUUGGGAGGAUCCUGAAAGUUUUAGACCAUCAAGGUUCUUGAAAGAAGGCAUGCCUGAUUUUAAAGGAGGUAACUUUGAGUUUAUACCAUUCGGGUCGGGUCGGAGAUCAUGUCCGGGUAUGCAACUUGGGUUGUAUGCACUUGAUUUAGCUGUGGCUAAUUUGCUUCAUUGCUUUAAGUGGGAAUUACCUGAUGGAAUGAAACCGAGUGAACUUGACAUGAGUGAUGUGUUUGGCCUCACUGCACCCAAAGCCACUCGACUCAUUGCUGUACCCCAUAAGCGCCUGAUUUGUCCUCUUUAAAACCCAGAAGGACGACUAAUGGUCGUCAGGUGAAAUGGGGAGAAGUUUUAUACAUGAUAUAUACUUGGGCCAGUGAAAUGGUGACUGCUGAAUUGUGUUUUAUCGGAUUUUUGUUCAUUUUACCUACGUAUAUAUAUUUUGGGAAAAACAAAGAAAUAAACAGAAAAGAGACUGAUAAAUGUGGGAGUCCAAUUUGGAUUCUCUUUACUGCUCUUUACUUUCAUAUAUGGAGGCUCUUGUAUUAUCAUUUUGUCUUUUUACUUGUGGAUGACACUCAAAUAAUAAUGUUGGUUUUAUUCUCCACUUGUUAAA